AAAAAAUUUCAAAAUAAAAAACAGAUAAUCUGGAGAAUAGUGGAAGGAACGCGUGCCACAUUAGAAAAUCAAAACUACCCCAUCUGCGGUUCUGCCUUCUUCUUUCUCUCUUCUCUCCUCCAAAAGAUAAAACCCUAAAAUCCUAAAACUUACCUCAGCAACCGUCGCCGCCCCGCCAUUCAAGGCGCCUCAGCCACCGCCGUCUUCCCUGCCACUCCAGCUGACUACUGCCCGCCCCCUGCCGCCCAGCUCCUAAUUUCAAUUUUAAUUUUGAUAUUUUAAGGUAAAAUAAAAAACAAGUAAAAAAAAUGCCUACAAAAAUUGCAGAUAUUCGUCUAAUUUCAACACAUCCAGAAGUAUACGAACCUUGUGAUGAUUCAUUUGCUUUAGUAGAUGCUCUUCUUUCUGAUAGGGCAAAUCUUAUUCAAAAACAACCCACUUUAUGUUUAGAAAUUGGUUGUGGUAGUGGUUAUGUUAUCACUUCUUUAGCCUUAAUGUUAGGUCAUGAAUCUAACAUUGGUACUAAUUAUUUAGCAACUGAUAUAAACCCACACGCUGUCGCAGUGACAUCUGAUACAUUAACAUCUCAUGGUGUGCACGCCGAGGUAAUGUUAAUGGACAUAGCCUCAGCGUUGGAAGAUCGGCUUGCUGGGUUAAUUGAUGUUAUUGUUGUUAAUCCACCUUAUGUUCCGACCCCUGAGGAUGAAGUAGGCUGUGAUGGGAUUGUUUCGUCGUGGGCAGGAGGCGAGGAUGGGAGGAGUGUGAUUGAUAGGAUAUUGCCUGUUGCUGAUAAACUAUUGUCUGAAAAAGGUUGGUUGUAUUUGCUUACUCUUGCUGCUAAUAAGCCUUUGCAGUUGUGUGGAUUGAUGAGAGAAAAAGGAUAUGCUUCUAAGAUUAUUGUUCAGAGGUCUACUGAGGAGGAGAGUCUUCAUGUUAUUAAGUUUUGGCGGUAUUCUAAGAGUGAUGUCCAGGUGAACAAAUCGGGAGCUUCUAAGGGAAGUCCUACAUCUGUUUUUUCCAGGUUUUCUCGAUUGUCAUUCUCAUUCAAUGGGAAUGCUGAUUCUAAGUGAUACUUUAUUGUAGCUGGUUUCAUUGUUAACUGAUAAUCACUAUGUUUAAUAUGAGGUACAGUUGCUUGAUAUUGCCUUGAAGCAUUCGGUUCUUCUAAUGGUCGUAUUAACUAUCCAUUUCACCCUUUGCAAUUAAGUGAAAGGGAGGAUUGUAGAUUGCUUUUAUCAAUGGUCGGAGAUGGUUUAUAAUUACAACGACAUUGAUGAUGUAUAUAGUAAUGGUAUUAUGAAUAAAUGGUGCUUCGGUGUCUGAC
Molecule: messenger RNA, 1324 nt
Organism: Amaranthus tricolor (Joseph's coat)
Lineage: Eukaryota; Viridiplantae; Streptophyta; Magnoliopsida; Caryophyllales; Amaranthaceae
Exons: 2
Coding region: 309-1070 (253 amino acids)
Biological process (GO): methylation
Cellular component (GO): eRF1 methyltransferase complex
Molecular function (GO): nucleic acid binding; protein methyltransferase activity; S-adenosylmethionine-dependent methyltransferase activity
Source: RefSeq, a predicted model, not a curated record